Molecule: messenger RNA, 1513 nt
Organism: Oldenlandia corymbosa var. corymbosa
Lineage: Eukaryota; Viridiplantae; Streptophyta; Magnoliopsida; Gentianales; Rubiaceae
Source: the annotation of a GenBank genome assembly
CAAAAAACCACUAUUCAUCAUAUCCACUGGGAGGAACGUGAUUUGUUAAGGUGUUCCAACAAAAAUGUCAUUGAAGUCCAACUUGCUACUACUUUUGGGUUGACACAAUUUUCUACUCAGUGAGGGUCCAGAAUAGCCCUUAAACUAUAUUUUACAUUCUACACAUAUCUUAUAUAUAAUCCACCUGCAAAGAUCUCUUCUUCCACACUUCCUAAACAGAGGACAUCUCUCUCUCCUUCUUCAAUCUCUAUCUUCUUCAUUCUACCAUUGAAAUUCACCUAAUAUUUGGAGUUCCAGAAAUCAGCAUUUUUUUGUGUUAAGAAUGGGUCUUAGCAGACUCAUCUUCGUGGGUGCAAUCUUGAUAAAUCUGUGGGUAUUGGCCAUUGGUACUCAGCCCAGGAGGCCUAUCAAUGUGCCAUUUCAGAAGAACUAUGUCCCUACUUGGGCUGCUGACCAUAUCCGCUACAUCAAUGGCGGCAACACCGUCGAUCUUGUCCUCGAUAAAACCACAGGUACUGGAUUUCAGUCUAAGGACGAGUAUUUAUUCGGGCAUUUCAGCAUGAGGAUGAAAUUGGUGGGUGGUGACUCUGCUGGUGUGGUUACUGCAUUCUAUCUGUCGUCCCAGAAUAAUGAACAUGAUGAGAUAGAUUAUGAGUUCUUGGGGAACAGAACAGGGCAACCUUACAUUUUACAGACCAAUGUUUUCACGGGUGGCAAAGGAGACAGAGAGCAACGCCACUACCUCUGGUUCGACCCGACCAAAGGGUACCAUGAUUAUGCUGUCCUCUGGAACAUGAAACAAAUUGCGUUUUAUGUGGAUAAUGUCUGCAUCCGGGUGUUCAAAAAUCAAGGUGAUAUCGGAGUGAGAUUUCCAUUCAAUCAACCCAUGAGGCUGUACUCCAGCCUGUGGAACGCAGAUGAUUGGGCUACAAGAGGUGGGCGGGAGAAAACCAAUUGGGCUGGAGCCCCAUUCAUCGCAUCUUACACCUCAUUCCAUAUCGACGGCUGCAAGGCCUCAACUCCACAGGAAAUCAAGGUCUGCAAAACCACUGGGCUUAAAUGGUGGGAUCAGCCUGCUUUUGCUGAUUUGGACGCCAAUGAGUACAAGAGGCUUAAGUGGGUACGAAGCAAAUGGACCAUUUAUAACUAUUGUACCGAUAAGACAAGGUACCCACAAGUUCCUCCGGAAUGCAGAAGGAACAAGGACAUUUGAGCUCAUAAGCAACAAACCCAUACAAGAUGAACAAAAGAAUAUCUUUUCUAAAAUUUCUAUCUGUUGUAUGAAUGUUUAUUUACUGCGUGAUUUGGUGAGGAAUGUAGUGUUCAACCGUCCGAGUGAUGAAAUUUGGUUGACGGCUUGUCAUGAGAUUGAUGACAACAGGUCUUGAUCCUACUGUUAUGUAUUAUUAAAUGUCGUAUGUUGUUAUUAGUACGAAAAUAAUGUAUAAUGAUUCAUUAUUUUUUGCACGAAUAUCCUAGUAACAUAUUUGGUGGGAAAAUUGGUUCUGAGAUC